GUCUCCCCAGAGACCACGGGCAUCGCUUCCAGCCCGUCCAUCGAGCUCUCAGCACACGCGGCGCUCAAGGCGAAGGGCCACCACAUCAAGGCCACCAGCUCCGCCGUCGACCCUGGCAUCGACGCUGCAGGCGCCGAGCGGAGAACGACGGCGAAGGCGGCCAAGAGAGCAGGCAAAGCGCAGCGCAGGACCGACCGCACCAUCGGCAAGAUCCGCAGAGCACGCCUCCCUCGCCAAGAUCGCCAAGGGCCUUUCAACAACGGGCUCGCGACCCGUGAGCACCUGCGGCCACCAGCUCGUGGGCCUCGCGCCGGCCUCGAUCCUACUCAGCGCAGAGAAGGCAGUUCGGGCGAGUGCUGCACGAGGAAGCGGCUGCAGGAGGCGGGGCACGACGACAGCACCAUCUGCCCCAGGUGCGGUGGAGCGGAAGAGUCUCUCGUGCGCCGCGCCUGGCUGUGCAAGUGCAACCGCGACCAUGAGGAUUACGACAUGUCUGACGACCUGUUGCCCUCCGCCCUGGCUGGGGCGGAGUCCCAGCCCGCGUACUGGCUCCGUGGCGUGCCCGCCCGU
This is a messenger RNA of Prorocentrum cordatum, 570 nucleotides long. The record is from the annotation of a GenBank genome assembly. Lineage: Eukaryota; Dinophyceae; Prorocentrales; Prorocentraceae.